Molecule: messenger RNA, 23810 nt
Organism: Dromaius novaehollandiae (emu)
Lineage: Eukaryota; Metazoa; Chordata; Aves; Casuariiformes; Dromaiidae
Gene: OBSCN
Product: obscurin, cytoskeletal calmodulin and titin-interacting RhoGEF
Molecular function (GO): guanyl-nucleotide exchange factor activity; protein binding
Source: RefSeq, a predicted model, not a curated record
AUGGAUUACAGCUCGUUUAGUGGAGUCCCCCGAUUCUUGACCCGGCCUAAGGCCUUUAUGGUGUCUGUGGGGAAGGAUGCCACCUUGAGUUGCCAGAUCAUUGGAAAUCCCAUCCCAGCUGUGAGCUGGGAAAAGGAUAAACUUCCAGUCCAGUCUGGAGGAAGGUUUAAAACCACAGAAGAUGGGGAUCUCUACCGGCUAACAAUCUAUGACCUGAGCCUAGAGGAUAGCGGCCAGUACAUCUGCCGGGCCAAGAACACCAUUGGGGAAGCUUUUGCAGCUGUCAGUAUCAAAGUUGGAGAGGAGACCACAGUAACAGAGUCAGCCCCAUACUUCAUCCAGAAACCCACCUCCAUCAAAGUAACUUUGGGAGAAGAUGCCAUGUUCAAGUGCAAAGUUCAGGGCAGCCCGCCGCUUUCCGUGAACUGGGAAAAAGAUGGGAGACACGUGCGGAGCCGGGCUGAUGCCAACCGCUUCCAGAUCGAGUCUGCUGGGGAGUCAAAUGCGCUCACCAUCCAGUGUACCCGGCUGGGGGACAGUGGCACAUACACGUGCCGAGCAGAGAAUCCCAUCGGCUCUGCCAGUGCUUCAGCUGCCCUGGUCGUGGAAAGGCAGGGCUCUCAUAACUCAGGCAGCAGCAGCAGCUAUUUCGAUACCAGCUGCGGCAAGACCGUCUCCUUGUUGUCUCACUUGCAAAAGAGGCGGGAGGAGAUCAGGAAGACCGAUAUUUCCCACAGCGCUCUUGAUUCCUUGUCCGCUCAGUCUUAUUCCAUGUCAGAAGGACUGUCCGGCAUUGGCUAUGGCCUCUCCCGGGAUUACGAGAGGGCAGCGGGCCUCACCGCCAAGGGGGCUCGCAACGCAAUGUUUGGGGCGCUGACGCGCGCGUGCAGCGUGACUGAGGGGAAACACGCCAAGCUGAGCUGCUACGUGACAGGGGAGCCCAAGCCGGAGAUUGUGUGGAAGAAGGACAACGAGGUCAUUUUGGAAGGGCGGCGGCACGUCAUCUAUGAGGAUGACCAGGAGAACUUUGUGCUGAAGAUCCUCUUUUGCAAGCAGGUGGAUAACGGGCUCUACACCUGCACAGCCUCCAACCUGGCAGGCCAGACCUACAGCUCUGUGCUGGUCACUGUCAAAGAACCCUCAAUACCCUUCAAGGAAAAACUGAAGGAUCUUGAAGUUCGGGAGAAGGAGUCUGCCACCUUCCAAUGUGAGGUGCCUGUUCCUAGUACAGAGACCGCUUGGUUCAAGGAGGAAACCAAACUCCGGCAGAGUAAGAAAUACAACAUCGAAGAGGAGGGCACGUAUCGCCGGCUCACUGUCCAGGAUGUCACCACAGACGAUGAUGCUGUCUAUAUCUGUGAGAUGAAAGAGGGGAGCAGGACAAUAGCAGAGCUGUCUGUCCAAGGGAACAUCAUUAAAAAACUUCCCCGAAAAACUGCAGUCCACGUAAAUGAUACAGCCGUCUUCUGUGUGGAGCUGGACAAUGAAUGCCAGAAAAUCCGCUGGCUGAAGAAUAAAGAAGAGGUGAAACCCAGUGAUCGCAUCACCAUCACGUGCUCUGGCAAGCAACACACCAUGAUCAUCCGAGAGUGUAAGAUGGAAGAUGCUGGUGAGAUUGCCUUCCUGGCUGACGAAAGCAGGACUUCUACCCAGUUCACUGUGACUACUCCCAAAAAACCUCCCACGCAACCCCCAGUUGACCCUGUGGUGAAAAAUAAAACAGAAACCUCAGUGACGCUAGCAUGGUCCCCUCCAAAGAUGGACCGCCCCCUUCCUAUCGAUGGCUACAUAGUGGAAUGCAAGAAGCUAACUGGCUAUACCUGGGUGAGGUGUCAUGAGUCUCCUGUGCCUGUCCCGGAGUUCACGGUGAGCAACCUGUCGGAAGAGGCUGACUAUCAGUUCCGGGUAUCCGCAGUCAACACGUAUGGACAGAGCCCGUAUCUGGAAUUCCCAGGAAGCAUGCACCUUGCACCAGUCCUGGCUGUGAAAAGCCCACUGACAACUGUUGAAGCUGUACCUGGAGGGGAUGCCACAUUUACUGUGGACCUUACAACGACGUGUUCCGGCACUUGGUACCUUAAUGGUAAAGUCUUACAGGAAAGUGAGACCUGUGUCAUUAAGAGAACCCAAACUACUCACACCCUGAUCAUAAAGAAUGUCACCAAGAACAAUGAUGGAGCAGAAGUGAAAUUUGUCGCCGGUAAUGUUGAUACCAGCACCAGCAUGAGAGUGAGAGGUGCUCCAGUGAGAUUUACCAACAAGAGUAGAGACAUGGAAAAGGUUUCUGCUCAACUGCAUGAGGAAGCCAAGCUUCAGGCUGACCUUUCCGAUGCAGAUGCUACUGUGAAGUGGAUGAAGGAUGGGAAAGAGCUCAAGGCCAGUGAAAAAUAUGAACAUCAAACUGUGGGGAAGCGGCACACCCUGAGAAUUCACAACAUUGCAACAGAGGAUGCUGGGGUUUAUGAGUGCAUCUGUGAAGGGGAUAAAAUGGUCUAUCAGCUUUCAGUGAAAGCACUUGCAACUUUCACAAAUAAAGAGAAAACCGGAGGAAUUAUCAGAGUCAUCACUGGAAAACAGGCUGAAUUUGUUUCUGAGACCUCUGAAGCCAAUGUCAUGGUUAAGUGGUACAAAGGUGGCAGAGAAGUCACAGCAAGCAAGAAAUUCACUUUGGAAGAUAAGGGCAAACUGCAUAAGCUUGUGGCUUCAGCUGUGACGAAAGAAGAUGAGGGAACAUACACCUGCAAAAUUGGAGAUGACACUCUUAGUUUUGAUUUAAAAGUCUCAGGUGAAGCCAUUACGUUUGUAGACAAGAGCCAAGCGACUCUGGAAACGACAGUCCGUGCUUAUAGGGGCCUUCGGCUGCUAUGGGAGGUGCCAGCAGCAAAUGAAGCUGUGGUAUGGAAGAAGAAUGAAACUGAAAUUAGGCAGAACCGGAAAUUAAUAUUCACCUCACUGGGAACACAACGUAAGCUCACGAUCAUGAAUGUGAAUCAGCAAGAAGGGAGCUGUAGCUGUGCAACACAGAAUGAAGAAGUAACAUUCAAACGACUAUUUGUCCUCGUUGCAGAGACAGAAGAUGUCUUUGCAAGCAAGUACAAGGGGCAGAAUGUGGUGCCAGCGGUCCUGAAAGAGAACGCCACGCUGAGCUGCGAGGUGGCCCAGGAGAACACCGAGGUGAAAUGGUACAAGGAUGGGAAGCUGAUCACCUCGAGCAAGAAGUUCAAGGUGGAGUCGGAGGGCAAAUUGCGGCGGCUGGUGUUGAGCCAGGUAGAAAAGGAAGAUGCUGGCGUGUACACCUGUGAGGCUGCCGGCCAGAAACUGAACUUCGAGAUUGUCGUUCCAGAUGAUGUAUUUGAAGAUCGAAUGGAGAAUGAGGUGAAGGCAGUCCUGAAAGAGAAUGCCUUGCUGAGCUGCGAUGUGAUCCAGGAGAAGACUGAGGUGAAAUGGUACAGGGAGGGGAAUCUGAUCACGUCGAGUGAGAAGUUCAAGGUGGAGUCGGAGGGCAAAUUGCGGCGGCUGGUGGUGCAUCAGGUGGAAAAGAAAGAUGCUGGGGAGUACACCUGUGAGGCUGCUGGCCAGAAAGUGGUCUUCAGGAUGGUCGUCACAGAGCCAGAAAUUGUGUUUACAAACCAGGACAGGCUGCAGAAGGAGGUGCAGGCAGCCCUGAAAGAGAACGCCACGCUGAGCUGCGAGGUGGCCCAGGAGAACACCAAGGUGAAAUGGUACAAGGAUGGGAAGCUGAUCACCUCGAGCAAGAAGUUCAAGGUGGAAUCAGAGGGCAAAUUGCGGCGGCUGGUGUUGAGCCGGGUGGAAAAGGAAGAUGCUGGCGAGUACACCUGUGAGGCUGCCGGCCAGAAACUGGCCUUCAAGGUUAACAUCACAGAGCCGAAACCGGUGUUUAUAAACCAGGAGAAGGUCCAGAAGGAGGUGCAUGCUGUCCUGACAGAAAAUGCCACCCUCAGCUGUGAGGUAGCAGAGGACACAACUGCAGUGAAGUGGUACAAGGAUGGAAAACUGCUCAUUUCCUCUAGAAAAUUCAAAAUAGAGACUCUGGGCAAAACUCGUUGCCUGCUUAUAGAGCAUCUGGAGAAGAAAGAUGCUGGAGAAUACACCUGUGAGGCUGCAGGCCAGAAGCUGACCUUCAAGAUUGAACCUACUGAACCAGAGGCCAAAUUUGAAAAGAAGGCUGUCCAGAAAGAGCCCUUCAUUGUUCAGGAACAUGAAAACAUCACGCUGACUACUUCAGUAACGCCUGAAACUGCUUCAGUCAAGUGGCUGAAGGAUGGAAAGGAAAUCAAGGCGAGCGAGAAGUAUGAGAUCAAGAGUGAGGGGGCUUCCCGGACCCUGACGGUGAACCUGGCUGACAGCACAGACACUGCUGUGUACACCUGCUGCACAAAGAGUGACAAGCAGGAAUUCCAAGUGGAAGUGAAAGAAGUCCCACUGAAGUUUUCCAAGAAACUGGAAGCUACUGACGCCGAAAUUGGAGGCAAUGUCUCUCUGACCUGUGAUGUGAGCCAUAGCAAAGGGAAGGUGGUAUGGUACAAGAAUGGAGUUGAGAUCAAGCCUGGCAAGCAUUUCCAGAUGAAUGAGGAAGGGGUAAAACGAACCCUGACAAUAACAGGGAUCCGGGCAGAGGAUGAGGGAGAAUAUUCCUGUGAGUCCAGGGAUGACAAGAGCAGCAUUAUGAUCACACCCAAAGCGCCCAGAGUGGUGAAAUUCGUUACGAGUCUCAACAACGUGGUCUCUGAAGAAGGAAAAGAGGCUGUGUUCAAGUGUACCGUCUCUCCCAGUGAUGCUGCGGUUACAUGGCACAGGAAUGGUGUCAAGAUUGAAGCCAGCAAGAAGUAUGUGAUCUCGCAGAAGGACACCAACCACAGCCUCACAAUCACUAAUCUGAUGAUGGAAGACGCAGCUGAAAUCUCUGCCAAUGCUGAGGGUGUAGAAAGCAGGGCCAACCUCAGGGUCCGAGAGGCUCCAGUCUCAUUCAAGAAGAAACUGGAGCCCAGAACAGUUGAAGAGAGGGAUACAGUGACCCUGGAGGUAGAGCUGACCAAGCCUGCAGAGGUGAAGUGGAUGAGAAACAAAAUUGUGUUGAAGCCCAGUGAAAAAAUAGAGAUCAAAGCUGAGGGAACGAAACAUAUCCUUGUGGUUAAGGACAUCUCCUUUGCAGAAAGGGGCUUCUACAGCUGUGAGAGUCCUAAUGACAAGACCCAAGCCAAGAUCAAUGUGGAAAUGAGGAAGAUCAAACUGGUGAAAGGUCUUCAGCCUGUCAAAGUCUGUGAGAAAGGGACCGUCACCUUUGAGGUCGAGGUGUCGCACGAGGAUGUGGAAGGAAUCUGGCAGAAGGAUGGUGUUCGGCUGAAGCCUUCCCCAAAUAUCCGUAUUGAUGUCGUGGGGAAGAAACAUUCACUGACUCUCUCCUCUGUGAAACUUGAAGACGCAGGGCUCAUCUCCUUCAAGGCAGAUGGCAUUCAUUCGUCAGGGAGGCUUGAUGUGACAGAAUUGCCUGUGAGAAUCAGCAAGCCUUUGUCAGACACGAGUGUAACUCAGAAGGACAAGGUCACAUUUGAGUGUGAGCUGUCCAGGCCCAAUGUGGAUGUCAAGUGGUUCAAGGAUGGGAAGCAGCUUCAGCAAAGUAAAAACAUGGGGAUUAUUUCCCAGGGAACUAAGAGAAGCCUUAUUAUUCACAAGUGUGAAUAUGAAGACCAAGGAACAUAUGUAUGUGAAGCAGCUGACGACAAGACAUCAGCUGUCCUAAAGGUUCACGCCCGAGAUAUCAAGAUUAUUAAACCACUGGAAGACGUGGAAGUGAAUGAGUAUGAGAGUGCCUCUUUCGUCUGUGAGAUUUCACAUGAUGAGGUCCAAACCCAGUGGUACAAAGAUGACAACAAGCUGAAGGCUGCUGACAAUAUUAAAAUGCGUCAAGAUGGAAAGACCUAUUCGCUGACUUACACGCGUGUCCAAGUCGAGGACGCCGCAGAGAUCAAAUUUGUAGCAGAAAAGGCAGAGUCUCGUGCCCAGCUUACAGUAAAAGAGCUGCCUGUAAAAAUUGUGAAGCCUUUGCGAGAUAAGAUUGCUCUUGAAAAGCACCGUGGAUUCCUAGAGUGCCAAGUGUCUCGUGCAAGUGCCGAAGUUAGAUGGUAUAAGAAGGAUGUUGAAAUUCACCCUGGUGACAAAUACGAAAUUGUCAGUGAUGGUGUCUAUCGGAAACUCAUCAUCAAUGAUGCAGAUUUUGAAGAUGAGGACACGUACACUUGUGAUGCCUUCGAUGACAAAAGCAGUGCUCAUUUCUUUGUUGAAGAGCAAUCCAUUAGUAUUGUGAAGGAGUUGUGUGAUGAGGAUGUGACUGAGCCUGAAGAAGCCAGAUUUGAAUGUGAGAUAUCCAUUCCAUCUGUGAAACCCCCAAAGUGGUCUCUACGUGGAGAGGUCUUGCAGGCUAGCAGAAACAUUAUCAUGCAGCAAGAAGGCACCAUCCACCGGCUGGUACUGCUGAAAACCUGUACUGAUAUGACAGGCACCGUUCAGUUCUCAAUUGGCAAAUCAAAAUCCACAGCAAACCUGCUCGUCAGAGAUUGGAAUAUAGAGAUCACCAGGAAGAUGGAAAAUAAGAUAGUUCUGGAACGCCAUUCAGUCAUCCUCUCGUGUGACUUCAAGCCUUCUCCAAAGGUUGUGAAAUGGUUCAGGGGCCACACGGCCAUUGAGCCCUCUGAGAAGUACAAAAUCAAGCGGGAGAAGCAUUCAGCAGAGCUCAAGAUCCUGAAGGUGAAGCCUGAAGAUGCUGGUGUGUACGUGUGCAGGGCAGGAAACGCGGAGACCGAAGCCACGCUGACAGUUGAAGCCCGCAAUGUCGAAAUAAUCAAACACCUGCAGGAUGUGGAAGUUGAAGAAGAGAGUUCUGCUGUCUUCUCAUGCGAACUGUCCCACGAUGAUGAGGAUGUGGAAUGGUUCCUGAAUGGCACUCUCCUUUAUACCAACAAUUUCAAUGACAUCAAGAGCGUUGGCAAUUGCUACACGCUGACGAUGAAGCAAGUCAAGCCUGAGGAUGCUGGCACAGUGACGAUGAAGUCAGACAAGGUGUCCGAGAGUGUGUGUCUGAAGGUGAUAGAGAAGCCUGCUGUCUUCAUGAAGUCAUUGGACGAUGUUUUUGGUGAGGAGCGAGGUGUGAUUAAACUGGAAUGUGAAGUCUCCAAAGAGAAGGUGAAACCCGUUUGGAAAAAGGAUGGUGUGGAGCUCACUUCUGGCAGCAAAUAUGAGCAGACACAGUCUGGGAAGACCCUGUGCCUCCUUAUCCGUGACCUCGAAAAGAUGGAUGCAGGUUUAUACACGUGUGAUAUUGGCACUGAUGUUGCUAAGUCAAAGGUUGGCGUUCAGGAAUUAAACAUUGGCAUAACCAAACGACUGAAGAAUACGGAAAUCCAGGAGGGAGAAGACUGCACUUUUGAGUGUAUUUUGUCCCAUGAAAGCAUUGAUGACUUCUGUUGGACACUGAAUGGGAACAAAGUAGAAAGCAGUGGGCAAUUUGAAGUAUUUAACAUGGGUCGGAAAUAUACACUCAAAAUCAAAAGUGUGACUGUUGCUGAUGCUGGAGAAGUCAUUUUCACUGCCCGUGGUCUAACCUCCAAGGCUUCUCUGGCUGUGAAAGAAAAACCUACAGAGAUUACAAAACAACUGGAGGAUAAAGCAUCAGCAGCAGGGCAGGACAUCUGCCUGAGCUGCGAAUUGUCAAAACCUGGUGCAAGCAUUCGGUGGUACAAGGAUGGCAAAGCAAUCCGAAAAAGCCAGAAAUAUGACUUGCAGCAAGAGGGAACACAAGCCAUUCUGAUCAUCCAUGACUCCACAGUCAAGGACAGCGGGGAGUACACCUGUGAGACAGAGGUCUCAAAAACGAAAGCCAAGAUCACAGUGCAAGAAAAACCCAAUUACUUUGUCAAGGAACUUUCAGAUGUGCAAGUCAAUGAAAAUGGAGUUGCAGUUUUUGUGUGCCAGAGUGAGAAAGCUGCGUCCUCUGUGGUCUGGAGGAAAGGCAUAGCAGAACUCAGGGCAAGCAAGAAAUACGAAAUCACACAGAAAGGCAAACUCCUGCAGCUGACCAUACAUAACUUAGAGAAAAAUGACAAUGACACUUACACCUGCGACAUUGGGGAUGCCCAGUCCAGAGCGAGGCUAGUUGUGCAAGGCCAGAAACUGCUAAUAACCGAAGACCUGGAAGAUGUCAGUGUGUUAGAAGGAGAAUCUGCCAUGUUCAAAUGCAGAAUCUCUCCUGUAGACUACAGUAAAGUGCAGUGGUUUUUGGAUAAAACCCCACUCGAUACCAAUGACCUUAAUGAGAUCCAGUCUCAGCCUGGUGGAUAUCAUUUGCUAACCUUGAAACAACUCUCCCUGAAGGACUCAGGGGUCAUUACAUUUGAAGCUGGUGAUACGAAAACAUCUGCCAAUUUGGUUGUUAAAGAGCUACCCGUUCUUUUCAAGCAAGAGCUGCAAAAUGAAGAAGCUAAAGAAGGAAAACAAGUCAAGCUGACCUGUGAGCUCAGCAAACCUGAUAUGCCAGUGAAAUGGAUGAAAGGAGACACUGUUCUCUAUGCCAGCGAGAAGUAUGAGCUUAAGCAGCAUGGUACUGUGGCAGAACUCAUUAUUCGAGAUGUUAAGUCAGUAGACGCUGGGGCCUAUACCUGCAGCGCUGGGGAACUGAAGACCACUGCCCUGGUGAAAGUAAAUGCUGUGCCUGUCCUUUUCAAACAAACCCUUGAGAACAUGGAAAUGGAAGAGGGGAAAACUGUCUCUUUGCGCUGUGAACUCACAAAAGCUGAUGCACCUGUGGUGUGGAAGAAAGGAGGAGACACGCUCCAGGCAAGUGCCAAAUAUGAAAUGAAGCAGAAGGGGACAGUGACGGAGCUGGUGAUUCAUAAUGCAGAGGCAGAAGAUGCGGGAAGAUACACCUGUGACACUGGAGACCAGCAGACCACAGCCCAAGUCAAAAUCCAUGCCAUGUGUGCACUCAUCAAAGAAGAUCUUAAGAGCCUGGAAGCUUUGGAAGGGGGGACAGUCACCUUACGCUGCAAGCUGAGCAAAGAGGCCCCCGUGGAGUGGAGGAAGGGGCACACUGUUCUCAGACCAAGUAAGAAGUACAGGAUGAAACGAGAGGGCACUGUGGCUGAACUGCUGAUCCAUGAUCUGGACUCAAAGGAUGCUGGAGACUAUACAUGUAUAGUGGGAAACGAAAAAACCACAGCAGCCUUAUCAGUGAAUGCCCUGCCAGUUCGUUUCAAAAAAGAACUGAAGAACGAGGAAGCCACAGAGAGCGGAACAGCCACUCUGCAGUGCGAACUGAGCAAGGCGGUUGACUCGGUCGAGUGGAGAAAGGACGAAAAGGUGCUGAUGCCAGAUGGCAAAUACAAAAUGAGACGGGAAGGCCGUUUUGCUGAGCUGGUAAUCCAGGAUCUAGAAUUGACGGAUGCUGGGAGUUACACUUGUGUGUGUGAAGACCAGAAGACAACUGCUACUUUGCAAGUGAACGCCUUGCCUAUCCUCUUCCAAGAAGAGCUGGUGAACAAGGAAGCUACCGAGGGAGAGGCAGUCGCUUUGCAGUGUAAACUCAGCAAGUCAGCCCCGGCCGAAUGGAGAAAGGGGCAUCAGGUUCUCAAGCCAAGUGAGAAAUACAAAAUAAAACAGGAAGGCCCCGUAGCUGAGCUGAUGAUCCAGGAUUUGGUUUUGACAGACGCUGGCGAUUACAGCUGUGUGUGUGGAGAUCAACGGACGACAGCUGCGUUGAUAGUAAAUGUCCUACCUACUCUUUUCAUGAAAGAGCUGAUGGAUGAAGAAGCUACAGAAGGUAAAAAUGUCUCUCUGCACUGUGAGCUGAACAAGGCUGCUGCUACUGUGGAGUGGAAAAAGGGAUUCAAGACCCUCAAGUCAAGUGACAAGUAUAAAAUGAAGCGAGAAGGUGUCAUUGCUGAGCUCAUAAUCCAAAACGUAGAAACAGCGGAUGCUGGAAAUUAUUCCUGCGUGUGCGGAGACCAGCAGACUAUGGCAGUUUUAACAGUACAUGCUUUGCCUGCAUUUUUCAAAGAAGGAUUGAAGAACAGAGAAGCCACAGAUGGUGCAACAGCCACUCUGCGCUGUGAGCUAAGCAAAGUCGGUGUCCCAGUGGAGUGGAAAAAAGGGGACAAGCCUCUCAAACCAAGUGAUAAGUAUAGGAUGAGGCAGGAGGAUACUUCUGCAGAACUACUGAUACGAGAUCUGGAGGUAGAAGAUACAGGAGAAUAUACUUGUGUGUGUGGAGAUCAGAAGACUUCGGCUGUAUUGACAGUCCAUGCUUUACCUGCAUUAUUCAAAAAAGAACUCCUUAAUGUGGAAGCCACGGAAGAUGAAACAGCUACUCUACGCUGUGAGCUAACUAAAUCCGCUCCAGUGGAGUGGAGGAAAGGGCAAGAAGUGCUCAAGCCUAGUGACAAGUACAAAAUGAGAUUGAAGGAUUCCAUUGCGGAGUUGACAGUCCAUGGCUUGGAGGAGCAGGAUGCAGGAGAUUACACAUGUGUGUGCGGAGACAAGACAACUACUGCAUCAUUGACAGUGCAUGCCCUUCCUCCACAUUUUAAGAAAGAACUGAAGAACAUGGAAGCCACAGAAAGUGGCAUGGCCACUUUAUGCUGUGAAUUGAACAAGCCUGCAGCUUCCGUGGAAUGGAGAAAGGGUGACAGAGUCCUGAAGCCAAAUGAGAAGUUCACCAUAAAACUUGAGGGCUCAAUUGCUGAGCUGAUGAUUCGUGAUUUAGAUCUGACAGAUGCUGGAGAUUACACAUGCUGCUAUGGAGAUCAGGAAACCACAGCUGCACUAAAAGUGAAUGCAUUGCCUGUACACUUCAAGGAAGAAAUGAAGAAUGAGGAAGCCACAGAAGGUGAAACAGCCACACUACAAUGUGAGCUGUCUAGGGCUGCCUCUGUGGAGUGGAAAAAGAAACACAAAGUGCUCAAAUCAAGUGAAAAAUACACUAUGAGACAGGAAGGUACCACUACACAACUACUGAUCCAUGCUUUAGAAGUCAAGGAUGCUGGGGAGUAUACCUGUGUGUGUGGAGACAAGAAGACUACUGCAGCACUUACAGUUCAUGCCCUUCCUGCUCUCUUCAAAGAAGAAUUAAGAAAUGAAGAAGCUACUGAGGGUGGAGUAGUCACUCUGCGCUGUGAGUUGACCAAAACUGCUUCAGUGGAGUGGAAAAAGGGACAUACAUUACUCCAACCUAGUGAGAAAUACAAAAUGAGGCAGAAGGAUGCCACUGCAGAACUGGUGAUCCAUAAUCUAAAUGAGGAUGAUGCUGGGGAUUAUACUUGCGUGUGUGGGGACAAGCAGUCCACAGCUUCCUUAGCAGUCUACGCUCUGCCUGCAUGCAUCAAGGAAAGCCUGAAGGACGAGGAAGUCACAGAAGGUCAAACAGCCACUCUGCACUGUGAGCUGAGCAAAGUUGCUCAAGUAGAGUGGAGAAAGGGGAGCAGUUUGCUUAAAGUCAGCGACAAAUACAAAAUGAGACAAGAGGGCGCGGUCACAAAGCUGCUUAUCCAUGACGUAGAAUUGAAGGAUGCUGGAGAGUACACUUGUGUGUGUGGAGAACGGGAGACAACAGCUGCCUUGAUAGUGCAUGCCCUGCCUGCAAUUUUCAAAGAAGAACUGAAGAACCUGGAGGCUGCAGAAUGCCAGACAGCAACUCUGCGCUGUGAGCUGAGCAAGGCUGCAUCUGUGUCAUGGAAGAAAGGGAACAAAAUACUCAGAGCAAGUGAAAAAUACGUCAUGCGGCAGGAGGAUGUCGUUGCUGAGCUGGAAAUUCGUGAGCUAGAUCUGCAGGAUGCAGGGGACUACACUUGUGUGUGUGGGAACCAAAGCACCACUGCUUCUCUGACAGUGAAUGCCCUGCCAGUGCUUUUCAAGGAAGAAUUGAAAAAUGAAGAAGUUACAGAAGGAGCAUCGGUUUCUCUAUGUUGUGAACUAAGCAAAGCAGCUCCCGUGCAGUGGAAAAUAGGGUCCAAAGUGCUCAAAGCAAGUGACAAAUAUCAAAUGAGACAACCUGGCACUACUGCAGAGCUGGUCAUUCGUGACCUAGAAGUCAAAGAUGCGGGAGAUUACACCUGUGUUUGUGGUGACCGGGAGACAACAGCAACCUUAAUAGUCCAUGCCCUGCCACCGCUUUUUAAGGAAGAGCUAGUGAACAAGGAAGCAAAAGAAGGUGAAGAUAUCGUUCUGUGCUGUGAGCUUACCAAAGCUGCUCCUGUGGAGUGGAAGAAGGACCAGAGGAUCCUCAAAGCAAGUGAGAAAUACAAAAUGAGGCAGGAAGGGACGAAGACAGAGCUGAUGAUUCGUGAAAUAGCUGAGAAGGAUGCAGGAGACUACACCUGUGUGUGUGGAGAGCACCAGUCUACAGCUGUCUUAACAGUGCAGGCCCUGCCAGCACUUUUUAAGGAAGAGCUUCAAGAUGCCGAUACAGAAGAAGGUGGUACAGUAACACUGAAGUGUGAGCUCACCAAACCCAAUGCUCUAGUGGAGUGGAGGAAAGGAGAUACUACUCUCUACCCUGGUUUGAAAUACGAGAUGAAGCAGCAGGGCUCCAGUGCUGAGCUGGUCAUUCAUGACUUAGAACUGAAAGAUUCAGGAAAGUACACCUGCGACUCUGGACAUCAGCAGACAACGGCUGCAGUCACUGUACAUGCCCUGCCUGUCAUAUUUAAACAACCCCUUCAAAAUAAGGAAACUGAGGAAGGAAGUACAGCUACAUUCUGUUGUGAGCUGUCAAAACCCAAUGCUGCGGUGGAAUGGAAGAAAGGAGGAGUGGAGCUGCAGCCCAGCCAGAAAUAUGAAAUGAGGCAGAGGGAGUGCUUGGUAGAGCUCCUAAUACAUAAUCUCAAAUUAGAAGACACAGGAGAAUACAGCUGUGAUACUGGGGAUCAGGAAACAAAGGCAUCUUUAAAUGUGAAAGCCUUGCCAGUUCUUUUCAAAAAGGAGCUCAAGGACAAAGAUGUGGAAGAAGGAGCUGCAGUAAAAUUCCAGUGUGAGCUGACAAAGGAUCAGGCAACUGUGGAGUGGAGGAAAGGCACCAUGAAGCUCUUCCCAUGCGCCAAAUAUGCCAUUAAAUUAAAUGGUCGCAUAGCGGAACUUGUGAUCCACAAUGUAGAACCGGAAGAUGCCUCUGAUUAUACAUGUGAUACAGGAGACCAGCAGAGCACAGCAGUCCUCAGAGUGAAUGCCAUCAAACCUCAGCUGAAGCAACCUCUGAAGAGCGAGGAGGUGGAAGUGGGAGGAAUGGCCAGGCUGCGCUGUGAGAUUACCGUAGGCAAAGCAGCGGUGGAGUGGAGCAAAGAUGGAGUCGUGCUUCACCCGAGUUCCAAGUAUGAAAUGUGGCAGGACGGCACCCUCCGCGAACUGCGUAUUCACCACUUGGAGCCUAGCGACGUCGGGGAGUAUUCCUGCAAGGCUGGGGACGAGACAACCUCUGCAAAACUGACCGUGAAAGAGCCUGACGUGACCAUUGUGAGUGGCCUAAAGGACAUGGUGGUGUUUGAGGGGGAUGACGUCACUUUUCAGUGCCAGGUUUCUCAUGAGCACGCAAGGGACGUUGAAUGGAAGCUACAGGAUGUUGCUCUGCAAAACAAUGAAAUGAAUGAAAUCUCUGUGGAGAAAGGGAAGAUUCACACCCUGAUGUUAAGGAAGGUGACUGAGCAGGACAUUGGGGCUGUCACUUUCCGAGUGGGACCGCACACAUCUACAGCACAGCUCACAGUAAAAGUGCCACCUCCAGUCUUUAAGGAGAAAUUGCAGAACACAGAACUGCAGGAAGAAGAAACGGCCAUCCUCCGCUGUGAGGUCUCCCAGCCUAACGUCGCGGUGGAAUGGAAGAAGGGCUCCGAAGUGAUUUCCCCAGGCUCCAAGUAUGAAAUUAGGCAAGAGGGAACAAUCCAUACUUUAAGAAUUUAUCAUUUAAAACCGGAAGACUCGGGCAAAUACACCUGUGAUAAUGGAAACCAGCAAACGACAGCCACUUUAACUGUUAAAGCCAUUCCAGCACUCUUUGUAAAAAAGCUCCAAGACCAGGAAGCCAAGGAAGGCUCCACGGUGACCCUUCACGCUGAGCUCUCAAAACACGAUGCACCAGUGAGAUGGAAAAAAGGGUCGGUCUUGCUCCAAGCCAGCAACAAAUAUGAGAUGAAGCAGACGGGCUCUAUUGUAGAGCUACUCAUCCAUGACCUACAGCUGAAGGAUGCUGGGGAGUACGUCUGUGAUUCUGGCGAUGAGCAAACUAUGGCAUCCUUGGUAGUGAAAGCUUUGCCGGUGAUCUUUACACAACCACUCCAGAACCAGCAAGCAGAAGAAGGAGGUACCAUCACUUUGAGCUGUGAAAUCUCAAAACCAAAUGCCACCGUGCAGUGGAAGAAGGCUGGGACAGUGCUGUGGCCAAGUGACAAAUACAAAAUGCGCCAGGAUGGUUCCGUGGCUGAGCUGACAAUUUGCAACUUGAGCAAAGCUGAUGCUGGAGAGUAUCUGUGCGACACAGGGGACCAGCAGAGCACUGCGGCUGUGCUUGUGAAAGAACCAGCAGCAACCAUAGUGGAGACACUGAAGGACGUCACUUCAUAUGAAGGAGAAGAUGCAGUCUUUGAAUGCACGCUGUCCCAGGAGACAGCUCAAGACGCCCAGUGGUUCCUGGGGGAUGUUCCACUGCAGUCCAAUGAAAUGAAUGACAUCAGAGUUCAAGGGAAGUGUCACACUUUGAUCCUGAGGAAGGUGACACUAGAAGACUGCGGGCCCAUCAGUUUCAAAGUCGGGCAGCAUACCUCAGGGGCACAGCUAACAGUCAAAGCUGCUCCCAUCACAUUUGUAAAGGAGCUCUGCAGCUUGGAUCUGCAGGAGGGUGGCACAGCUCACUUGUCCUGUGAGGUGUCCAAGCCUGACGUCCCGGUGGAAUGGAAGAAAGGCACGUCUGCAAUCCAGUCCAGCAAGAAGUGCAGCAUCAAGCAGGAGGGCAGUGUGCACACACUGGUCAUUUAUGAUUUGAACUGCAAGGACUCGGGGGAGUAUAGCUGCCAUACAGCUGAUGGGAAGACCUCUGCCAGACUAGAGGUUAAAGCUGUGCCUGUGCUUUUCCAACACUGGCUGAAGAAUGAAGAAGUGGAGGAAGGCCGCACAGCCGUGCUGCACUGUGAGCUGACAAAGCCUAAUGCUCCUGUGGAGUGGAGGAAAGGAGAUAAGGUGUUGCAGCCAAGUGACAAGUAUGAGAUCAGGCAAGAGGGGACACGUGUUGAGCUCUUUAUCUAUGAUGCUGAUGCUCAGGAUGCUGGCGAGUACACGUGUGACUCAGGGGAUCAGCAGACCUCUGCAUCGUUGCAAGUCAAAGUGCUACCAGUGCUGUUUAAGGAGGAGCUGAAAAACGUGGAAUCCGAAGAAGGGGGAACAGCUGUCCUGCACUGCGAGAUCUCCAAGCCGGACGCGCCUGUUGAGUGGAGAAAAGGAGGGACGGUCAUUCAGCCCAGUGACAAAUACGAGAUGAAGCUGAAAGGCAGCGUUGCUGAGCUGAUCAUUCAUGGUGUGGAGCCUGACGACUGUGGGGAUUACACUUGUAGCACUGGCUAUGAGAUCACCGCAGGUUCUGUGUACGUACAAGAAGAAGAAGCAAUCGUAGUUUCUGAUUUAAAGAACACAGACGUCUUUGUGGGUGAGUCAGCCACGUUUACCUGCGAGCUCUCACGCCCGGGCGUGAAGAAUGUACAGUGGUGGCUUGAUGGAUCUCCCCUUCACAACAACUUUGUGACAGAAAUCUCUGAGCAGGACGGGACAGUCCACACUUUAACCCUAAAGGAUGUGGCGUGCCAUGAUUCAGGCACUGUCACCUUCAGAGCUGGGUCCCUUAUAUCUUCAGCUAAAUUAUUAGUCAAAGAUCCAACCAUUGAAGUGGUCAGUCCCAUGCAGGAUAUAACUGUUGAUGAAGAUGGCACAGCAGAGUUCAUAUGCCAAUACUCUAGGCCAGUGCACGCCAUAUGGAAGAAAAAUGAUCAGGAAGUACAUGCAGAUGGGCAGCGAGUGAUUAUCGUGCAGGACUGGAAUGUAAGCAUGCUAAAAAUUAAACCUACGGUACCAGAAGACACUGGCAUCUAUUCUUGUGAAGCUGAAGGCACCAAAGUGGUGGCUGCACUUGAUGUUCAAGCCAAGAACAGCAUCGUCCAGGGCCUGGAGAACGUGGAAGCAGUGGAAGGAGGUGAAGCCCUCUUCGAAUGCUACCUUUCCAAACCUGAGUGCUACAAUUACAACUGGCUGAUUGAUGAUGAGCCUGCCAAAACUACAGAAAACACGGAGAUGGUUUACUUUGAAAAUGGGCGCAGGCAUCUUCUUUUGCUGAAGAACCUAACUGCCCAGGACAGCUGCCGGGUGACUUUCAUGUGCAGCGACGCAGUGACCUCCGCCUUCCUGACUGUGAAAGGGUGGCGCUUACGGAUCUUGCAGCCUCUCAAAGAUGUGGAAGUCUCUCCAGGGGACAAAGCUACAUUCAGCUGUGUUCUGAGUGAAGCAGUGCCAAUUAAUGAAGUUACCUGGUAUACCAAUGACGUAGAAAUCCAAACAAAUGAGGACUGGGAGGUACAAGCAGAUGGAAAUAAAUAUGAACUUAUUCUGAAAAAAGCCCAACCAUGUCAUUCUGGAGAGGUGACCUUUGCUUCCAGAGAAGCAAUUGCAUCAGCCAAGUUGUCUGUGAUCGAGCCUCCAAUUACAGUCACUCAUCCUUUGGUGGGAGGAUCAGUCUCGGAAGGGGAGGUGGCUCGCUUGGAGUGCAAAUUAUCAAGUGAAAUCCAAGAGACAGCGACAUGGCUCAAAGGAGAAGAACAAAUACAAGCUGGAGGGAGAUACGAAAUCCUCUCUGAUGGAAAAAAGCAGAUACUCAUUAUUCAUGCCUUUAAACCUGAAGAUCAGGACACAUACACCUGCAUGGUUUCUCCAGAAGUCAAAUCUGUUGCCAGCCUGUGUCUUGAAGUUCCUACGGUAGCAAUGCUAAGAGAGAUUGCCAGGGAAGCACCCCCCGCAAGCCAACCAGAAGAGCUGUUGGAUGGACAUGUCCAGCCCAGCUUGCCCCCUGAGGCUGCUCAGGAGGGAGACCUUCACCUGCUGUGGGAAGCUCUGGCCAAGAAACGCCGGAUGAGCAGGGAGCCCACCUUGGAUUCCAUCAGCGAGGUGCCUGAAGAGGAUGAGAAACUUCAGAAACUGAAGAAGGAAGAAGCAGAGAUGUCUCACUACUACUCAGAGGAAUACUCCACAUGUGACGAGCUCGCUAGGACUGGAGAAGCAGAUUUCUCUUUCACAAGUUCAGAUGAUGAAUCUAGAGCUGGGACUCCUUCACUAGUCAACUAUCUCAAGAAAGCUGGGAAGACAAGUGUCAGUGUUACUAGCAAGGCUGAAUCAAUCUCCACAGGCAAAUUAUGGAAACAGUGGGAGAAAUCCAGUGUGGAGACUACUGUGGCAGUCCCAGCUGCUAAGCCAGCUGAACCAGAAAUAACAGAUUUAGAUGAUCCUUCCAUGAACAAGGCAGCUGUAAAGAUCCAGGCUGCUUUCAAAGGCUACAAAGUCAGGAAGGAGAUCAAGCAACACGAGUGCCCGGUGUUUGUUGAGACCUUCAAAGAUUUCUCUGGUGAGCCUGGAAGCACUCUCCACCUGGAGUGUGUGGCCCACAGCAAAACUGACAUGAAAAUCCGUUGGCUGAAAGACGGGGAAGAGCUUUCAGAUGGUCGCUACUAUCACAUAGACAGUUACAGUGACGGGACCUGCUCUUUGAUAAUCACUGGCCUGGAUAUGAAAGAUGCGGGUAAAUACACCUGUGAGGCAUCUAAUAAAUUUGGCAAAGUUUCGCACAGUGCUAAGGUGAUGAUUGACAGUCAGGAACCUCAACUUAUUUGUAAAGAGAAGCCAGUUAAACAUGCCACUGACAGUGAGACUGAGAGCUCGUCUGGCAGUGAGCUGGAUGAUGCUUUCCGUAAAGCAGGAAGGAGACUUCACAGACUCUUCAAGGCCAAGAUCUCAACGGAUAUAUCUGAUGUGGAGGAAGAGCUCUUUGUCAGUGCAGAUGAAGGGGACAUAGAGGUGGUAGACCAUCAGACGUAUCGUGAGGAUGACCAGUACAUCUACAUCAAAUUUGAAGUCUUGUCUGAGGCGAAAACUGCAGCCACUCGAUUCAGAGAGAUGUUUGGUGCCCUGGGAAUCCCUGUGGAAAUUGACAUUUUGGAACAAGGCCCUAAAAAAGUGGAAUUGCGUAUUGGGAAAGCAACACCACCCGCCCUGGAGAAGUUUCCACCACCACUAGCAAGACCUCCCCCACCUUUACUGACUUCUGAUACAGCCCCCAUGUUCAUGACUGAGCUUCAAAACCAGGAGGUGCAAGAUGGAUAUCCAGUCAGCUUUGACUGUAUUGUCAUUGGCAAACCUCUCCCCACGGUUCGCUGGUUCAAGGAUGGGAAAGCUAUUGAAGAAAAUGACCAUUACAUGAUCAACGAGGACCAGGAAGGGUGCCAUCAGCUGAUCAUCACAGCUGUGGUCCCUGCUGACAUGGGUGUUUACCGUUGCCUUGCUGAGAACAACAUGGGUGUUGCUUCAACCAAAGCUGAGCUUCGAGUGGACUUGACCAGUACUGACUAUGAGACAGCAGCAGAUGCAACAGAGACAUCCUCCUACUACAGUGCCAAAGAGUAUAUUUCAAGCCGCGAGCAGGAGGAGUCUACUGCUGAAGAAGAGCAAUUGCCUCAGAUCCUUGAUGAGCUUCAUGAUAUUCAUGUGGCCCCUGGAGCAUCUUUGGCUAAAUUUCACCUGAAAGUGAAAGGGUACCCAGAGCCUCGCCUGUAUUGGUUCAAAGAUGGACAGCCAUUAAAUGCCUCGGACCAUAUCCUGAAGAUUGAUAAAAGAGAAUUCCACUCACUGGAAAUUCUUAAUGUCACCAAGGCUGAUGCUGGCCAAUACUCAAUAUUUGUCAUUAACUCUGCUGGUUCUGCAUAUUCAUCAGCCAGGCUGGUAGUCAAAGGACCUGAUGAGAAAGAAGAAUCACCAGAAACAGAUGCCCAUGAGCAGCUGAUACCACCAAGGUUCCUGGAAAGAUUUACUAAUAAAAAGGUUAAGAAAGGUGCAAGCAUCACAUUUUCUGUAAAAGUUGAAGGAUAUCCACUACCAACUGUCACUUGGUUGAAAGAAGAGUCUCAGGAAGACAUCCUUUGGAUCAAACCAGACACUCCGGGGUAUAAACUCGCCAGUUCCAAUAUGCAUCACAGUCUAAUCCUGUUGGAUGUUAAAAAGAAGUACAGUGGACCUUAUACGUGCAUUGCUACCAACAAGGCUGGCCAGUCUAUCUGCACUGCUACCCUAGAAGUUGCAGAUGUGAAAGAGGCUGAAGUUCUGACCCAGGAGCGCGUGAUGGUAUCAGAAGCUAUAAUGACCACACUGGGAGCUGUCCAUCCCUCUGAAGCAAGAGUAGGAGACCUUGAUGGUGGAGCUGGUAAAGAAGGUGUACCCAAAAGCCCUGUUUCCUUAGCUGAUGUUGGGACAGAAGAGUUCUUCCAGAAACUCACCUCCCAUAUCUCAGAAAUGGUAUCUGCAAAAAUAAGUCAAGCCACACUUCGAGUACCAGGUGCAGAUAGCGACGAUGAAUCAAAAACUCCCUCUGCAUCUCCUCGCCAUGGUCGAUCCAGGCCUUCAUCCAUCGCUCAGGAGUCCUCCUCUGAAUCUGAAGAUGGGGAUUCCCGAGGAGAGAUCUUUGACAUCUACAUGGUCACUGCUGACUUUGUGCCUGCUGCGCCUGACAAGGAGGCCAUCACUUUGAAAGAAGGGCAAUAUGUGGAAGUCCUUGAUUCAGCUCAUCCACUGAAGUGGCUAGUCAGGACUAAACCCACAAAAUCUAGCCCCUCCCGACAGGGCUGGGUGUCCCCAGCUUAUCUGGACAAGAAAUUAAAGUUGUCACCAGAGUGGGGAUCAACAGAAGCUCCCGAAUUCCCUGGAGAAUGCGUUUCUGAAGACGAAUAUAAAAGGAAGCUGACUGUUGUUAUUCAGGAACUGCUGAUCUCAGAAGAGGAUUACAUUCAAGAUUUACAGUUCUUCCAGACUCAUCACCUCAAGUACACGGAGACCUGUCCCAACAUCCCAGGAGCUGUUUCCAGUCAGAAAUCCACCAUCUUCAGAAACAUCAGUGACAUUGCUCGUUUCCAUUCCAGCGUCUACCUCCGAGACUUGCAGAAAUGUGACACUGAUGAUGAUGUGGCUAUGUGCUUUAUUAAGCAUGAGGCAGAGUUUGAUAAGUACAUCCAGUACCUGGUGGGGCGAAUACAGGCGGAGUCAGUUGUUGUCAGCAAAGCUGUGCAGGAUUUCUACAAGAGAUACACAGAUGAAAUUUUAGCUACCAAAGAUCCAUCGCAGCCACUUAUCCCACCACUGCAGCACUAUCUGGAAAAACCCAUAAACAGGAUCCAGCAGUAUCAGACUAUUAUCAAGGAAUUAAUCCGAAACAAAGCAAGAAAUAGCCAAAACUGUGCCUUGCUGGAGCAGGCUUAUGCCAUUGUAUCUGCACUCACCCAAAGAGCAGAAAACAACCUCCAUGUCUCGCUCAUAGAGAAUUAUCCAGGGACCUUGGAAAGCCUUGGUGAACCCAUCCGACAGGGCAACUUCAUCGUAUGGGAAGGAGCUCCAGGAGCCAGAAUGGCAUGGAAGGGACACAAAAGACACGUCUUCCUCUUCAAGAAUUAUAUAGUGAUCUGCAAACCAAAGCGGGACACAAAAACAGACGUGUACAGUUACAUCUUCAAGAACAUGAUGAAGCUGAGCAACACAGACGUGAAUGACUUUGUGGAAGGAGACGACCGGGCGUUUGAAAUCUGGCACGAACGAGAAGACUCAGUCCGCAAGUACCUCUUUCAGGCGCGUACAGUGAAUAUCAAGAACUCCUGGGUGAAGGAAAUCUGCGGCAUACAGGAGCGGAUCAGUCAGCCUGUCUGGAUACCUCCGGACUUUGAGGAAGAGCUGGCAGACUGUACGGCUGAGCUGGGAGAGACAGUCAAGCUGGCUUGCAAAGUUACAGGAGCUCCCAGGCCAUCUGUCUGCUGGUAUAAAGAUGGGAAGCCAGUGGAGGUGGAUCCCCAUCACAUUAUAAUAGAAGAUCCUGAUGGUUCCUGCACACUGAUCUUGGACAACCUGGCAGGCAGCGACUCAGGACAGUACAUGUGCUUUGCUUCCAGUCCUGCUGGAAGUACCAGUACUUUAGGAAAGAUCCUUGUUCAAGUGCCACCACGGUUUGUGAACAAGGUUAGAAAUGCUUAUUACAUUGACGGCGAAGAUGCUCAGUUUACCUGUACUAUUGAAGGAGCACCCAGGCCUCAGAUCAGAUGGUACAAAGAUGGCACACUGCUGAUGGACACCAGUAAAUACCAGACUUUCAGUGAACCACGGAGUGGCAUAUUAGUCCUGGUGAUCAAGAACCCUGCCAGGGAAGAUAUGGGAUACUAUGAAUGCGAACUGGUGAACAGAUUAGGGUCAGCAAAAAGUGGAGCAGACCUUUACCACCACAGUGCAGCAGCUCUGACUCAGGAGAGAAGAGGAGACCAAGCCAUUACCAUAGAAGUCACUGAACAAGAGACUAAAGUGCCCAAGAAAACCAUCAUCAUAGAGGAAACAAUAACCACAGUGGUGAAGAGCCCAAGACAAAAGGGAAGGGUUUCUCCUGCACGUCCUUCGUCAGGUUAUUCGCCUUCCCGCUCCCCGAGAGCGGAGCCAACUCCAGAACCAGUUUACGUUUCAAAGAUCAGGCAGCCAGUCCACAGACAUGAGCAGGAGGCAAUGCCAAAGUCUGCUGUUCCCAUGCUUUUUGUAACCGAACCAGAGGACAGGCAAGGAGCAGCAGCUAGAGAUAUCAUCAUAGAGACCACAGUGGAAGAGCAAAAGCCCAAAUGGGUUGAAGUUGAAGAAAUAAUUGAAUUCAAGAUGAAAAAAUCACCAAAACCUAUGAGGAAAAGAGGAUCUUCCCCAGCAAAACAAGAAGAAGAUGACUCAGGGGUGUUAACAUUCACUUUUCCCAGCUCUAGGCCUAGGCGUUCCCCAGAAGAUGAUCCAAACACAAACAACUCCAACAAUAAAUUGGUGGAACAGUCAAAAUCUUCUCUGCCCAAAGACAGUCUCUCUGAUGUUGAUAUCCAGCCCCUGGCAUAUGCAACUGAUCAGGAAGGACCUCCAGUCAGCAGUGAAGACAGAAGCUCUCCGUGUGGAUCUGAGCAGCUAGGAAGCAAUUCGUUUAUUGACUGUGGAACUGAUGGAAAGAGCUGCACAGAGGAAACAGGUGCUAGCUGUGUUUCAGAAGUCACUUCCCCAUUGCUUGCCUGUGGGGGCGAGCCUUUGGUCUUCAGUUUUGAGACAGGUGCUGCAGGCAAGCCUGAACCUCUGUUCUCACCAGCGAGUGCAGAGGUUAAAGAAGAGGCAGACGAAUCAGACACGUCUUGGCCUGCUGAAGAAGAGGUACCAGAAGUAACCCAAGAUACUCUUCCGGAAGAGGAUAAUGUCAUUAUAGUUGAUGAACCAGGGGAACUACAGACAGAUGACAUUAGCACCCGGGACCGCAAAAUCCUAACCCACAAUGGAAAAGUACUAACUUUGGAGGAUCUUGAAGAUUAUGUUCCUGAAGAAGGUGAGACCUAUGGGUGUGAUGAUCAGAGCCAUACGGCAGACAAACCCUGUGAGAUCUCUGUGCUCCAGACAGAGAUUAAUGAGCCAACAAUUGGGAAGCCGGUGCUGCUGAAUCUGGGGAGACAUGUUGUUUCCAAGCCAAGGCAGAGAUUUUUCAGCAAGUUUGAGGAGCACGUUCCGGGAGGCGUGUUUGUGUCAGCCUCCAGAGUAACUGGCGUGCAGUCUGUAGGCCCCUCCAACAUCUCCUUCCACGUCACUGAUACCUGCAUAGCAACGACGCCUGGAGUGCAUUCAGCAACAGCAUCAGCAUCUCCUGGUCCCUCCUUCACAGUGAAGCCAUCAUUCUGCACUGAAGUCCAGCUCUCAGCAGACAGUGGGCAGUCAAGCUUUAAAACUGAAGUUUCCACAAGAACCCUCAGCUAUGGGACAGUUGGCGAGCCUGUUACGUUGCACAUCAGCACAGAGGACCUCUCCCAAAGCUGAGCAGAUACAAGCAUAAUUUUCAAAACAAAAGAAAGCAUCAUUAAAAAAAAAGAAAAUGUUCUAGGUGAAGGGAAUUGGUGGUGAGGAUUGCAAGGAAACGUGUGAGGGAAUGCCUCUGAGAAAAUGUAUUUAACUAUGACAUGUAGAGCUUUUCCAGUCUUAAAGGGAACAUGUGUGUCAGAUCAGUUUGUAAUUUUAAAAGCUUUAAUCAAGGUGAACAUAUAUCAUUCCAUAGUGAAACAGUGAUGGUAGGUUUAGGAAAAGCCUGAUUCUCCUGCCUGUGACGAAAAUAUAAAUGACAUUUUUGUCCAGGAACUUAAAAAUGAUUUAAAGUGCUAAUUUGUAAAUUAUGGUGUAGCAAGAAGAUGAAAGUAUCUAAGCUUUUCAACUUCCUUCAGCAGCCAGGAUGGGAGGAGUGUUUUCAUCUAAAGCAAUCUCCCGUCACUGUGUAUGCCAGAAGGUCGUGAAGCUUUACACUGCUUUGACUCUACUGUACACUUUUGACACCAAUUAGCUCUACCAAAAAUUCCUUCAUAAACCUUUCAACAUGCAUAGUCUGAACUUCUGCUGCAGAAUGAAACAUACAGAAAAUACUGCAUUUACUAGGAAUGUAAAGGGCUGCUCAAACCUUUUGGUUGAAAUCCUGACUUGACUGAAGU